CUUAACUGACAGGUUCAAAACAAAUAGAGCCCUUCCCAUACUCCAGUGACCUUUAGAAUCCACUUCCAUCGCAUCCCCACCCAGACAACCACACCACCAUCACAAUGCUCUACACCGAAGACAACAAACUCAUUUUCCGGUUCGACGACCACCUCCUCUGGAUCCAGCCAUGGGGCGACAAUGCGCUCCGAGUAAGAGCCACAAAACUGGCCUCCAUGCCCACCGAAGACUGGGCCUUAUCCUCCAAGAUCCCAUCAACCGAACCUACCAUCAGCAUCGAAGAGCACAAAGACUCCAGUAUCACCAACGGCAAGAUCACAGCCAAAGUAUCCCAACGCGGCAAGAUCACCAUCUACAACCACAAAGGAGACAAGCUGCUCGAAGAAUACGCUCGCAAUCGUCGCGAUCUCAAGGACCCCAAAUGCAGCGCCCUAGAAGUCGAAGCUCGCGAACUGCGACCAAUCCUAGGAGGCGACUUCCAUCUGACCAUGCGAUUCGAGUCGCUGGAACCUAAAGAGAAGAUCUACGGAAUGGGGCAGUACCAACAGCCCUUCCUCAAUCUCAAGGGCGCGGAUAUCGAGCUAGCGCAUCGGAACUCUCAAGCCAGUGUCCCCUUUGCGCUCUCCUCCCUUGGUUACGGGUUCCUGUGGAACAACCCGGCUAUCGGACGAGCUGUGCUAGGGACGAACACCAUGAGCUUUGAAGCUUACUCUACCAAAGUGCUCGACUACUGGGUCGUCGCAGGAGACAGCCCAGCUGAGAUCGAGGAAGCCUACAGCAAAGUCACCGGCUAUGUGCCGAUGAUGCCCGAAUACGGCCUCGGGUUCUGGCAAUGCAAGCUGCGAUACUGGAAUCAGGAACAGCUUCUUGACGUCGCACGAGAAUACAAGCGACGAAACAUACCAUUAGAUCUCAUUGUCGUUGACUUCUUCCACUGGAAACAUCAAGGAGAAUGGAGCUUCGAUCCCGAGUUCUGGCCUGAUCCGGACGCCAUGAUCAAAGAACUCCAAUCCCUAAACGUCGAGCUGAUGGUCUCCGUCUGGCCAACCGUCGAAAACGCAUCAACCAACUACCCCGAAAUGCUCGAAAAGGGCCUCCUAAUCCGCCACGACCGGGGGCUCCGCGUAUCCAUGCAAUGCAACGGCGACAUCACACACUUCGACGCCACGAACCCGGCCGCACGCGCCUACGUCUGGAGCAAAGCGAAACAAAACUACUACGACAAAGGCAUCAAAGUAUUCUGGCUCGACGAAGCCGAACCCGAAUACUCCGUCUACGACUUCGACCUCUACCGGUACCACGCCGGCAGCAACCUGCAAAUCGGCAACAUCUUCCCUAAAGAAUACGCGCGGGGGUUCUACGAAGGCAUGGAAUCGGCAGGACAAACCAACAUCGUCAAUCUCCUACGGUGCGCCUGGGCCGGGAGCCAGAAGUACGGCGCCCUAGUUUGGAGCGGCGACAUAGCGUCCUCGUGGUCGUCGUUCCGCAACCAACUAGCGGCCGGACUAAACAUGGGUCUGGCAGGGAUACCCUGGUGGACGACAGACAUCGGGGGCUUCCAUGGAGGCGAUCCAUCGGACCCAGCAUUCCGGGAGCUAUUCACCCGCUGGUUCCAAUGGGGGGCAUUCUGUCCUGUGAUGAGACUGCACGGCGAUCGGGAACCCAAGCCGGAGAACCGGCCUACGGAUUCAGGAUCCGAUAAUGAAAUCUGGUCGUAUGGUGAGGAAGUCUACGAGAUCUGUAAAAAGUACAUUGGGAUUCGCGAGGAGUUGCGCGAUUACACGAGAGGGUUGAUGAAGGAGGCGCACGAGAAGGGAACGCCCGUCAUGCGUACACUGUUCUAUGAGUUUCCUGCUGACAAGAAAGCAUGGGACGUCGAGACGGAAUAUCUCUUUGGCUCGAAGUACCUUGUUGUGCCGGUGUUCGAGGCUGGGAGGAGAUCUAUCGAGGUGUAUUUGCCGGCUGGGGCGUCGUGGAAGGUUUGGGAUCAGGAUGAUGUGAUACAUGAGGGAGGGAAGGUGGUUCAGGUGGAGUGUCCGAUUGAGACGAUGCCGGUAUUUGUCAGGGUUUGAGUGAGAGUCUCGUGGGAUAUUUUGUAUUUGGGUUUGGCAGUUGCCUGGCGGUGAUGGGAUGAAUUGAUGUAUUCGACAGGGGGGAUAGGGUUGGAUGUAUCAACUUGCAAAUUGUCAGAGGGAGAGAUAAGUUCAGCCACUAUCC
This is a messenger RNA of Aspergillus neoniger CBS 115656, 2217 nucleotides long. RefSeq names its product putative glycosyl hydrolase. The coding region runs from base 105 to 2072 and encodes 655 amino acids. Gene Ontology annotation, molecular function: carbohydrate binding; hydrolase activity, hydrolyzing O-glycosyl compounds. Gene Ontology annotation, biological process: carbohydrate metabolic process. The record is from RefSeq and is a predicted model, not a curated record. The transcript is spliced from 2 exons. Lineage: Eukaryota; Fungi; Ascomycota; Eurotiomycetes; Eurotiales; Aspergillaceae.